Molecule: messenger RNA, 2979 nt
Organism: Guillardia theta CCMP2712
Lineage: Eukaryota; Cryptophyceae; Pyrenomonadales; Geminigeraceae
Exons: 3
Coding region: 1-2979 (992 amino acids)
Molecular function (GO): protein binding
Source: RefSeq, a predicted model, not a curated record
AUGAAGCGCAGGCUAGCAGAGGCAUGGUCGGGUUGGUCCCUGAGAGGAGAUGAGAAGCGAUCAAGAUCCGAGGAAAGCGGUGGAAGCGGCAACCGAGGAAGCAUCGUCUCUGCCGAUGACUUGCGUGCUGGACGCAAAUAUGACCUGCAGAAUCAAGCGAGAGAGCUCGGGCUGAUCCUGACACCUCAAGGUCGAUACGUCCUCGAGGCAUCGAGUCGUCGCAAGUUCUUUGCCUCGAGCCUUCCCUCCGGUCAGAUCCUCUGGGAGACCGACGAGCAAGUGGACGGAGAGGACGUGGAGGAGAUCCUCGUGGCCAUGACCCGACUAGAUCAGUCCGUCCAUGUCAACACGGGCACUCACGGCACUGCAGACGGAGAGCUCAAGACAGCAGGAGGAGAAACGAUUGACUUCUUUCGAGAAGACUUUGAGAGCAUCAAGAAGCUGGAGGAGAAGGCGAAGGUGUCGCUGCAUCAGGUGACCUCUCAGAGCGGGCCUUACCUGCCUCUCAACGCCAACAUGGUCAUCAACGGCUGGUGCUACAGCCAUCGGUACGGCUUUGCGAGCAAGGUGGACCUCAACACGGGCAGGAUCCCGGAGGACAAGCACGUGGAAGGGACGUACUGCAACCUGCCGAAGCGUCUGCGGGAGACGAUCAAGAGCUCGCUGGGAGACGAGGAGGCGGUGGACGACGCCAUGGGCUGCUACUUGGAGACCAACUGCACGGACACAGACCCCGAGGUGAGAGUGACAGCAGGGGAGCGCUCGGGAGAUCUUCUCGACCGCUUCAUGCAGGACAAGCAGAAGCGCGUGCUGGUGCUGCUCGGGUACGCGGGGGCGGGCAAGUCGACGCUGGUGAGGAGGUGGGCGAUCGAGAAGGGAGAGGCAUGGAAGGAGGGGGAGCCGUAUCCAGUGUAUCUGCAUCUGCCGAGGUGCAGGAGCGUGAAAGCGUACAUGGAGGAGGCGGCAGGAGUAUGUUUCGGAGGCGAGGAGGCAUGGCGAGGCUUCAUCAGGGCACGAUCGUUCUUGGUGGUGCUGGACUCGUACGAUGAGAUAGGGGAGAUGGACAACGUGGUGGCGAAGGUGAUGAAGGAGCUCGCGGGCUGCCGGGGAGUGAAGGCAGUCCUCACUUGUCGGAGCGGCUACUUGCAGAAAGAAAACGCGUCUAACCCGCUCCUCUGGCCCCCGGGUACGGGAGGACAAGACGCUGUGCAGGUGGCUUGGGUGUGUCCGUUGAGUCUGAGGGACGAGGGUCGUGUCCGCCGGUACAUUGAAGCGCACGCGAGGUCAUCGGGCAGGGACUGGAGCAGCGAGAGGUGCAAAGAGGGGAUGAGGGCGGUGCAGGAGCUGCGAGAUGUAGUGAGCACGCCCUACUCGUUGAAGGUGCUGCUUGUCGCGCUUCCCCGGCUACAGGAGAAGAAGAGGAGGAGGCCGAGCUGGACCAUCUCACGGCACAACAUGCACAAGGAGUACGCCAAGGAGUGGUACAGGAGAGAGUGGGAGAAGCUGGCGCAGAGGCAGGAGCUUGCAGAGCAGGCCAAGCAAGCGGGAAUGAGAGACGGGAACUACAUGGAGUGGUACUCACGCGGGGCCAAGCAUGUCUGUCUCUACAUGCACAGAGAGCAGAGGAAGCAUGUCGUUCUCAAGGAAGGCGACGGCUUCUCGUCUGUCGCUCCUUUCAGCUUGCGGAUGAGAGGAGGCGACGUGACGCAGCAGCUGGGGUACUGGCUGCUGCGCGGCAGCCUGACUCGCGUGAAGCACAACAAGCGAGAGGGCAGUCUGGAGGUAAGCUUUGUCCACGACCUGUACCGGAGCUUCUUCCUUGCGGAGGCAACCUUGGAGGAGCUUCGGAAGAAGGAGGACGGGCAGGCGGACGAGGCUGUGCGAGUGCCAGCGAGUCUGUCGGUGCGAAACCUCCGAGGCGAGGUCGAGACGAUCAAGGAGCACGCCAUUGUCGUGCAGGGCAAGCGCAAGUACCAGGAGAGGCUGUUUGACGUCAUGAGAGCCUCGCGGGAGGACGGAAGCGAGGAGACGGGGAGGGCGUCAGCGAACGCGGCUACGAUCUUGGUGGCAGCGAGCGUGAGCUGGGCAAUCUUGAGGAACGGCAUCUUCCAUCGGACGGACUUGAGGUGGGCUGACCUGCGCGGGGUGGACGCGAGCCACGGAUACUUUGUGGAGACGCGGCUGGAGGGAGCGAGACUGGAGGGAGCUGACUUUGGGGAGAGGGCGACAGUGAGGAUCGAGUGCAAGGAGGUGAGAUGCGGGGCGUUCGAGCCCGGGGGGAUGACUCUAGCAACAGUGUCGGAGGACGGGAAGAUAAGGGUGUGGAAUGUGGAGACCGGAAGGUGUGUGAGGGAGCUUGGGAGGGGAGGGGAAGAGAUCGAUAUGAUUCGAUGGAGGGCUGACGGGAAGAGGCUGGCGUCGGGGUCGAGGAGAGGGAGGAUAAGGGUGUGGGACGUGGAGACAGGAGGAUGCUUCCUUGACCUUGAGAGGAAGGAGGAGAUAGGGGAGAUAGGCUGGGUGGGGGACGAGAGGAUCGCUUGGUGGACGCACAGGAGGGAAUACUGCAUGCAAACAAUGGACGUGGAGCUGGGAGUGUGCACUCGCGAGCACAAACUUGAAAGGGCUGGGAGACACUCAACACGUUUUGGGCCUGAGGGGCCCGACGGGAGGAGGCUCGCGGGCGUGUCGGAGUCAGGGGGACGGGUGUGGGUGUGGGAUGCAGAGACGGGGAGGGGCGAGGAGCUGCAGGAGGGACCCGAGGGAGGAGUGAGGGGGGCUGAGCUGGGGGCCGGACGGGCACACUGUUUACGCGGCAUAUGUCUAAUGGCUGAUUUCAAUCGAAACGAGAGAGAGCUUGUGUGUCGCUAUGCUUCAAUCGACCAGUCGCUCUCCAGCCCCGUCAGACGCCUGCUGGAGGAGAGAGGAGCCGUCGCUCAGGCUAACACACCAACCAGAGGCUCGUGGUGCUGUGUACAGUAG